GUGCGGCGUUUCCCGAGUGAGGACGCGAUGGCGGAGCAGUGGUCCAAUAAUGUGACUGAGGCUAUGCCUGUGGCUACAGCCUCGGGGUCGAAGACGGUGAACACAGUUCCCAAAGAGCUUCUGUCUCUAGACCCGAAGCUGCAGACCGAGUUUCAAAAGCGGGUGGCGAGUGUCCGCAAGCGCGGAGCUAAUAAGCCAGAGAAACUGACUCCUGGAGUGGUGUAUUUGGGUCACCUUCCCAGAGGACUUUAUGAACCUCAACUCAAGGAAUACUUCACUCAAUUUGGAACUGUCAAAAGACUCAGGCUCUCCCGAAGUAAAAAGACUGGAAAUAGUAAGGGCUAUGGAUUUCUGGAGUUUGAAUCUGAUGAUGUUGCUAAGAUUGUUGCUGAUACAAUGAACAACUACCUUUUUUGUGAAAGGCUAUUGAAGUGUCAUUUCGUGCCACCUGAAAAAGUACAUGAAGAACUUUUCAAAGGCUGUGACAUUCCAUUUUCAAAGCCCUCUCAUCCAGCAGUAAAACGCUAUAACAAGGAACGGACAUAUGAAGAAAAGAUAAGAAUGGAAAAACGAUUUAAAAAGAAAGAAAAUAAGCUCCGAAAGAGAUUAGCUGAAAAGGGAAUUGAUUAUACAUUCCCUAAAUUAGUUUUACGGAACAGGAGAAAAAAGAAGGUUUCAGGGACUACUCUUCAAAAGUCUGUUGAUAAUGAGGAUUUACCCAAGAAAGAAAAAAUGAAUAUUUCAGAAACUGCAUUUGAUUCUGUGGAUAGCCAGGGGCCCACACCCAUUUGUUCACCAACAUUUUUAGAGAGGCGGAAAGCUCAAGCAGCUGAAAUGAAUGAUGAUGAUGAAGAUAAUGAAAUUGUACUUAAGCUACCACCAAUUGUUAACAAGAAAGCAACUCCAUUGACUCAGACUCCACCAAGUUCAAGAAGAAAAAAGGCAAAGAACAAUAAAGGUUUAUCCUGAAUAUGACAUCUGCCAGGAGAACUUGGGUUUUGUUAUUAGAACCUAUUCUUUGUAUAGAAUGGCAGUUUUGAGUGGUUGUUCUUAACCAUUUAUUCAUUGUUAGUUUUGUGGGGGGAAAACUUUUGUAAAAUUCUUCCAUUUAUGUAAUAAUACUUUAAUAAUACUUUAAUAAUGUUUUUAUGAAAGGAAGUAAAAUUACUUUUGUAUUUACUUAUUCUUUAGCACGUUAAAACAAGUUAAACAUUUUCAGGCUUUUUAAGAUGUAGAAAAAUAGUACUCAGAUUUAGGGGAAGAAACAACAUCAGUAUGCAUACAUAAAAAAGAAAAAUUUAACCUUUUGACAAAAAGUAUUAAUACAUAACUAGCCUUUCAGUUGCCCUACUUGUGCUGCUCACUAAUAAUACAAAUAGUUUCCAAUUCUGUUGCUUUUGUUUAUCCAUAAUCCCAUAGAUGAACCCUGUGGUUGGAAGGAACACUUACUGAAAACUAUAUUAAAUCACAUUGGUUUGGGGCAUCAGCUUGUAACCUAAUCUUUGCCCAACAUACUAACAAAGAAAUUCAUGUUAAAGGCAUGCCCUUUUGUUACUGGACCUGUUAUUUUGCAGUAAUAUUAACACAUUACAACUGUAGUUAUUCAUUGUCCCCCCAAAAAAAAUCCAUUUAUGAUAUUCCUGUAGUAUAAAACAAAUUGUUCCUUUUGUGUUUACCUAAUGGCUUAUUUUCAUGGAGUAUAUAGAAGGUAGUAGUUGUUUGUUCUCAGCUACCUUAUUUGACAAGUACAAUUAUUUUCUAACAGUUUACCUUUAUAUUAAAAUUUGAGAACAAUAUGUAUUAAAGUGCUUUUCAAAUCAUAAA
Messenger RNA from Antechinus flavipes (yellow-footed antechinus), 1824 nucleotides. It is a transcript of the gene NIFK, whose product is annotated as nucleolar protein interacting with the FHA domain of MKI67. Gene Ontology annotation, molecular function: RNA binding. NCBI's taxonomy places the organism in Eukaryota, Metazoa, Chordata, Mammalia, Dasyuromorphia, Dasyuridae. The record is from RefSeq and is a predicted model, not a curated record. Bases 28 to 969 code for a protein of 313 amino acids. The transcript has 7 exons. Gene Ontology annotation, cellular component: nucleolus. Gene Ontology annotation, biological process: maturation of LSU-rRNA from tricistronic rRNA transcript (SSU-rRNA, 5.8S rRNA, LSU-rRNA).